AUGCUAGAAUACGUUUACUUUGAUUUCAAUUUGUUUGGCCUAGACGAACGCGUGAGUACACUGUCCGAUUUUCUGUUAAAAAUCGACGAGUAUGACAGUGCUGGUUAUCAAGAAAUGGUUUCUCAUGCAGCCGCAGAGAUAAUAAGUGGCCUAGCGUAUCUGCACCAAACAGGAAUCGCCCACAGAGACCUCAAAACGGCGAACAUUUUAGUGAGCAACCAACACUACUGCUCUAUGUCAGUAAAGUCGCGUGAUUUACAUGAAAGUUAUCAUGAAAGGCCGAUUGCCUGUAAGCUGACUGAUUUUGGUGAAAGUCGGUCACCAUUCGUUCAGACGCAGCAACUCUAUAGCUCCAAGACCACCACUGUUGAUCGAGGGAAAGUGGUCUACAUGUCACCAGAGCUUCUGGUUGAAGAAAAGCGCUUAACAAAGGCUUCUAUCGCAGAUCUAAUGAUGGCAGACGUUUGGGCCCUGGGUAUGGUUAUCUUUACGCUACUUAACCCAAGCCUUAAAAGUCCUUACAUCUUAGAAAUGAGAUCAGAAGGUGUAAGGAAUCAAGAGCAGCUGAAGAAGUUCAUUACGUCAAUUGGUGUCUGA
Pocillopora verrucosa is the source of this 597-nucleotide messenger RNA. RefSeq names its product putative 3-phosphoinositide-dependent protein kinase 2. Gene Ontology annotation, cellular component: cytoplasm. Gene Ontology annotation, biological process: protein phosphorylation; signal transduction. Gene Ontology annotation, molecular function: ATP binding; protein kinase activity. The record is from RefSeq and is a predicted model, not a curated record. NCBI's taxonomy places the organism in Eukaryota, Metazoa, Cnidaria, Anthozoa, Scleractinia, Pocilloporidae.